Messenger RNA from Ctenopharyngodon idella (grass carp), 1794 nucleotides. RefSeq names its product beta-1,3-galactosyltransferase 8 (gene b3galt8). Gene Ontology annotation, cellular component: membrane. The record is from RefSeq and is a predicted model, not a curated record. Gene Ontology annotation, molecular function: N-acetyl-beta-D-glucosaminide beta-(1,3)-galactosyltransferase activity. The coding region runs from base 236 to 1300 and encodes 354 amino acids. NCBI's taxonomy places the organism in Eukaryota, Metazoa, Chordata, Actinopteri, Cypriniformes, Xenocyprididae. The transcript has a single exon.
GGCAACUCUGUAUAAAACACUCCCCCGUGACACUUAGCCUAACGUACAUUGUAAAUGUUUAAAAUAAUAAACCUUUAUAGCUUAGCUGGUUUAUUUUGUGCAUAAAAUCGACAUAAAACUGAUAGAAAAUGUUAAAAGGUUUCUUUAGUCUACUUUAAAAGUAGGUCGGCAGUUGAUUCUUAUUCACAGGUUAUGAGCGAGUGUGAAGGGUUGGUCGCUACUGCUAAACAAUGACAUGCAUCUUACGCACAGCCCGACAUUCGAGUUUUGUAACUUUCUCUUGCAGUGUGUGAUGAAGUUUUUAUUUCGUUUAAAUAUGCGGAAACGAUCGCGCUUUAAACUUUUAAAAUACCUUGCUGUCGCUGGAUUAAUAACACUUUUAGUUAUCUUCGCUUUUAACAGCACAGUACUUUGGCCGUCUCUUCCGAAGAAAACUCUAACCCCUAAAAACCUCCAUGAUGUGAUCUCACCGUCAACAUACAGAUUCAUUCUGAACCAGCCAGAACUGUGUGAAAACAAGAAUCCUUUCCUGGUUCUUAUGAUCCCAGUGACUCUCAACGGCAGAGAGGCGAGGACUGCUAUUAGAAAGACAUGGGGUCAAUAUGGCUUGGUUCCUGGUGUGAAUAUUUUGCAUUUGUUUAUCAUUGGUCAGCCCGCACAAAGCGACCCAGUACUGCAGGAGCACCUUGAGAGGGAGAGCAAGGAAUAUGGUGACAUUAUUCAAAUGGAUUUUGUGGACAGCUACCAUAAUCUCACAAUAAAGACAAUGAUGAUUAUGAACUGGAUAGCCACCUACUGCCAGGGUGCCUGGUAUACCAUGAAGAUCGACGCAGAUGUCUUUCUCAAUGUGCGUUACCUGGUGGACUACCUGCAUGACCAGGGCGAGUCCUCAAGGAAAGACUACAUCACUGGAUCGGUCAUCUCAGAUGCUGUUCCUCACAGGGACAGCUUCAACAAAUGGUAUAUCCCACAGGAUCUUUACUCAGACACCUGGUAUCCUCCAUACGUGUCUGGAGCUGCAUAUGUCUUUUCCACUGACCUGGCCAGAAAAAUAUCAUGGGCCUCUAGAUUUGUGCGGCCAAUUCCACUCGAAGAUGUCUAUGUGGGGAUGUGCCUACAUGUCCUGGGUGUAAAACCCGUUUACGCAACAAGAUUUCUGGGACUUAGGAAUCUUUUUGAGGUGCGCAGACUUAAUUAUGAAAGGUGCACUUUUUCCAAGCGUAUAUUAGUGAAUGGCUUUAAACCACAGAAUCUUCUCCAUAUUUGGCAUGACUUUCAGAAGUCUGAAUUUACAUGUUGAUACAGACUAUUUACCUUCAUCAGACUGAGAUCCUAAAAUUGUAUUAGCAGUACCUUGAAGCUUAUUAACUAAUGUUUAUGAGCCUACACAUUCUUUUAACAAGGUUCACAUCAUUGUGAUUCAGUACUUAUUCAUGUUCAAGAGAGAACAAAAUAAAGUUUCCCCAAAGGGCCAAGAACACUUACAAAAAAGGGGGAAUGUAUAAGAAAAAAUGUACAAUAUAACAAUAUAAAAAUAGCCUGUAUAAAUUAUAAACAAAUAAUCAAUAUGUGAUGUUUUUUUUUUUUUUUUGCCAAAUGCAGGCUGUGGUAUCAUCCUCCAAAGCAAAAGAGUAAAAACACUAUAGAUUGCACAGAGUUACAUUUAUUUAAACUGAGUAGGCUUUGCUUGUGCUUCUUUUGUGUCUGUCAUGAAACAUACAUAGCAAAUAUGAUUAUAAAACAUUGGUCACCCAUGCACUUUAAACAAUAAAAAUAUUAUUUAUUUUAUGAUAA